This is a messenger RNA of Peronospora matthiolae, 207 nucleotides long. The record is from the annotation of a GenBank genome assembly. Lineage: Eukaryota; Oomycota; Peronosporomycetes; Peronosporales; Peronosporaceae.
AUGAAUUUGUUGGACGUAGAAAACGACAGCUUUCACGUCACACGUGAAGACUACUCCCAUCUGAGUUACUCAAAAUGGGAGGUAGUCGGCCGCAUGAGUGUGCUCAUGGGCGAACCCGCCAUCAAUGGUACGUUGGAGUCUUUAAGCAAAGACCAUCAACAUGCUGCUAUCAACAAGUUCGCUCAAGGGGAACUUGCCGUCGAAUGA